GUAUAGGUGGAAGAGCACCAGCUUUAACAUGUGUCUGUGUUCAUUUUCAGAAAUUUGCACAUAAUUUUAGUAGGCGGUGUGCAUGUUACAUUGUUCAUAAAAUGAAAUAGCAAUGGCUCACUUGACUUUGAACCAUUAUUUGCAGCAGAUUGACAAUGCGUGGCGAAACAAGGAUGGAAACUCCCUGUCGGAUUAUCUUUCUUUUCGUCAUGGCCAUGUUGCUAGUAGCAAGUUACAACUUGAAAAUCCAGAAUCUGCAGUAGAGAGAGUACUGGAACCUCCGCUUGAUGAAAUAGUAGCUGCCCAUUUGAGGAGUGUAUGGGCGUUGAAUAAUCAAGAUUUUGUUGAAGCAUAUCGUUGCCAGGCUCUGGUUGUUCAAUCAUUUACAAAGUUGCUUCAGUCACAGAGAGAUGAGAAUUGGUCUUUGCCAGUAAUGUAUACGGUGUGCCUUGAUUUGCGGCUUAUGUCCAUGCAUGCCGACCGCACAUUAACUGCUAAAGGAACGGGGCGACCGAAAGAAACUUUAGAGAAGGCUGCCGAGUGUCUAAUGGGAUGCUUCCGAGUUUGUGCGGCCGACAAUCGGUCUUCAGAGGACCACACAAAACGAUGGGGAAUGUUAUUGUUAGUAAAUCAGCUGUUUAAAGUUUACUUUCGAAUCAACAAGCUCCAUCUGUGCAAGCCUUUAAUUCGUGCUAUUGACUCAUCGCCCUUCAAGGAGCAGUUUGCCCUUGGCCAGAGAGUGACCUACCGAUACUACGUUGGACGUAAGGCAAUGUUUGACAGUGAUUAUAAAGCUGCUGAUCAGUUCCUGUCCUUUGCUUUUGAAAAAUGUCAUAAGAGGUGUUGGCGAAACAAACGGCUGAUUCUGAUCUAUUUGAUUCCUGUCAAGAUGCUUCUUGGUUACAUGCCAAGUAAAGCCGUACUUGAGAAAUAUGAUCUCAACCAGUUUGUUGAGGUUGUUGAGGCUGUGAAACAAGGGAAUAUUCUGCAACUCAACAAGUCAAUUCAACUGCAUGAAGUAUUUUUCAUCAAAUGUGGCAUCUAUCUUCUUCUUGAGAAACUUAAAAUUAUCACAUUCAGGAAUUUAUUCAAGAAAGUCCAUCUCCUCAUGAAGACGCAUCAGAUACCAAUAGAGUCUCUGUUAAUGGCUCUCAGGUACAAUGAACUGAAGGAUAUUGAUUUGGAUGAAACGCAGUGCAUUGUUUCGAAUCUUAUAUAUGAAGGAAAAAUUAAAGGAUACAUCUCUCACCAACAUAAAAAGUUGGUCGUGAGUAAACAGAAUGCAUUCCCAGGUCUCAAUACAUUGAGUUAAAAAUGUGUGUGCGAAGUACAAAUUACAGGAUAAAUUAUCUGUAAAAUGUUUUAGUUCUCUGUGACAACUUUGGCACUUCAAGGUCAAAUGUUGAAAAGUUAAUCUAAUAGAUGUAAUUUUUUUAUAAUUUUUUUUAUACAGUUUAAAUAAAUUGUAUCUUAUGAUACAACUUCUCACAUUAAUUCUAGAGUUUUCACAGUGUUUCAUAUUCUUUGCUUGUGUUCGUUGCAUCAUGUGUCUGACGAAUGGUGAUAUGUACCUUACAGGAAUGAAGGUGCUUGGCUUAUUCUGUCAUAUUUAAAAUAAAUUUCUUACUUCGGUUCAAGAUUAAAUAUUAACAGUGGUGGAAAUGUGUAAUCUGUAAUAGAAUAGACAGAGGUUACACUUCUAUUCAUUGCAUUCUGGAUGCUUCUUGCUCAGAAUAUUUUUGGUGAAGCAAUAAAUUUUAAAUGGUGUGUAAGAUUAAUUUUGAUACCCCUUUUUGAUCUUGACUAAAGAAGAAAAAUAUUGGGAGUACUACAUCCCACAUGGCUAAUAAAUAAUUCUAUGAAUGUCUCAGCAGAAUUUUUGGUGAAUGAGUGAUAAGUAAAGUAUUAUUUUAAUCAGAACAGCUGAUCGUACAAAAUAUUGGUGCAUAAAAAUGUACAACUAAUUAUAAUCUGCAACUUUAUUUACAUAAUUCUUAUGUGGUGUGUGUGUACAAACUUAAAAAUAAGUUAUGGCUUAUACAGUCCGGUAACAAGUGUGAUUUGUUUGGUGCAGUAUAUCUGGAAUAUGUGUACAGCACUUCCUGUGGCAGUUUUAGGAACUCUGUGUUGAGGAAGGAGAUUGGUAUAAUGCAUUUUUCUUAUAAAAAGAAUAGGUGACCCUUAGUGUAUGUUGCUUUGAGUUGUCUCUUGGCUUCUGCUUCCACCAGCGCUCUUAAUGGUUAUUAAUUUCAGGCUUGAAGAGAGUUAUGUGGUAUGAGAAAUUCAUACCUUGAUGUUCGUAUACUCCUUCAGUUGUCGCAGGUUAAGCCGUCUGGUUUGUGCCAAAUUCAAAUACCUGAAACAGUCUCUGGAUAGACAUUUGGUAAGACUCUUUGAACUGAGUAGUGGUUAAUUGCAAGGAUAUCUACACAUUCACCAUCAGAUAAGAAAUAAGACAAUGAUGAUAUAUCUGGAAUCUCGUCCAAGGAGUCCCACCGAAUGUCUAUAGAUCGAGCCAACGAAAAGUUGGGACCCACAGUGCUCAGGCACUUGAAGAACGCAUCGUUCCCAGUAUAUCUGGAAUGGAACGAAUCGUGGUUUUAUUUGCAUUAAGUGAGACGAAAGAAUGAUUAGGUUUGUUGACCUGCAAGAGGCCAUGUAAGUACAGGUAUGUGUUUUAUGCCGAACGUAAAUAUAUCUUAUUUCUAUUUGGUCUCAUGCUUGUGCGUUUUAUUGAUGUAGCUAUUGUAGUGUCUGUAUUUCUUCCGAUUUCGCACUUUGAAAAACUGAAGGAUACGAUGCGGUACUAUAAGGCUCCUUCAUGGCUGUUAGGUUAUGUCUCUUAAUUUUGAAAUUUCUGUUGACAUAAGUACUACUUACUGGUUAAAGAUAUAAAGUUGAACGAAUUGUUGACUAUGGUUUAAAAUAUUGGUACACAAGGAGACUACAUCGAACGUGACAGCAGCCAUUAGUGUGUAUUUAAAUAUAGUUUUUAGGGGGGGGGGAGGCAUUCCAGGAACUUAAUUGUCACAUCUCAUUCAUAAAAGACACAUACUACAUUUGUUUACAUCAGGACGGUGAUGGGAGAGGUUCUGUGUUGUAAUAAUAAGCGACAACAUUCCAAAUUCCAUUGUUAUAAAAUUUGAUGUUGCUAACAAGUCGUUGCUAAGCAGUGUACAAAUAGAACUUUGUGAGGAAGGAUGUCGUUUUCGAAGUCCACAGUUCCAAGGUGUCAACAAGAUAUUAAAUCGAAAUAUGAGAAGCAAGAAGCUCGGCUCUUGACUGAACUGCAUGCUCUUCGGAUGCGGCUGAAAUCAGCUAAGGACCACAUAAAGGAAGCAGAGGACAAAGCCGAAUUGAUGGAGAAAGACGUCAAAGCAGUUCGGAUCUUCAUGUGUGAGCUGCAGGCAUCACUAACAGACACCAAGAAUCAAAAUGAAAAGUUGGAAGAACUAAUAAGGCAGGAAAAUUCGAUGGUUGAACAGACGGAUUGUGUGAUGUGUCAGCAAUGCAAACGUUCGAAGGGUUGGGGGAAGUUGACUUAGUCACUGAAAGGAAUGCUGCAGCAAGACAAACAGGCAGACCAGGUGGGCAAGGAGAUUUCAGCGCAAGCAGGUGAACUGAAAAAAUUGUACCUGAGAGCAGAGAGAAAAGUUACCGAGGUGGCACGUUUGAAAGAAAGACUGAAAAAAGUGCAAGAGGAGAGAACGAGAUUCCAAGCACAAGGCGCACAUAUUUCAUAGUUGGAGUGUGUCUGUGUGUCUUAUUCAUCACCCUGAUGAUGAAGGUGGUAACCACCUCUGAAAUGUUAGUAAACGUCUACCAGAGUACAUGGUGCAGCAUCCCAGAAGACGUCUUUGUUCUCACUGCCAAAAGAACCUGAAAUAUCACAAGUGUACAUUCUAAAUGUAAUUUUGUGAAUCUCAAUAGGGAAUGUAUAAAUAUAGUUUGAAAGUGCAAAAUAAAUUAUCCUGAUUUUAAUGUUUAA
Molecule: messenger RNA, 3988 nt
Organism: Zootermopsis nevadensis
Lineage: Eukaryota; Metazoa; Arthropoda; Insecta; Blattodea; Termopsidae
Gene: PCID2
Product: PCI domain-containing protein 2
Biological process (GO): poly(A)+ mRNA export from nucleus; post-transcriptional tethering of RNA polymerase II gene DNA at nuclear periphery; transcription elongation by RNA polymerase II
Cellular component (GO): transcription export complex 2
Molecular function (GO): double-stranded DNA binding; RNA binding
Source: RefSeq, a predicted model, not a curated record